UGAUUCCGUAAUUUAGCCAAUUUAAAAACGAACAAAACUUUUAAUUAACUAAAUUAAGAAUAGUAAAGUAACUUAACGUAAUAAUAUAAUAAAACUCUGAAAAAAACUGCUGCAUUUUUUAAAUAAAUUAUGAUGUUCAUAUGUUAUUCAAGAAAUAAAAAAGAUGCAGCCAAGUUAAAAUGAUUAAUAUUCAAAGAUGACAUCAAAGUCUGAUUUAAAAAGACAUAUCCCACCGCUAUAUGGUUGGCGGGUUAAUCUUGAUCAUGAGUUUUCAGAAAAACCCAAAGUGUUUGUGUUUCCACGACUGUCACAAGCAAGAAAGCUUGCAGGGAUGGCAUUCAGAUACAUGAAGUUUACUCGAAAAGUCAAGAAAAAAGGAAAAUUGCCAUUUAUUGAUCCUUAUGCUGUUUCUGCUUGCAAGCAAAUAUAUGGUGUACCUUUGGGAGGUAUUGGAGCUGGUUCUAUUGGUAGGGGAUGGAAAGGUGAUUUUAACAGGUGGCAACUAAGACCUGGAAUAUACACUUAUGAUACUGUGGAUGUUAAUCAGUUUACCGUUUGCAUAAGAAAAUGUGGAAAAACAAUUUAUCAGCAAGUUUUAGCUCCUUAUUAUCCUGUUGCAAUAAAAAAUGUUGAAAGCUUGCAAUCCUGGACAUGGUCUUUUGAUGGUGGAAGAGGAUAUUAUCAUGCUUUAUAUCCACGUGCGUGGACUGUGUAUCAUAUUACAGAACAUAAUAUUAAGUUAACUUGUCGACAAGUUUCUCCGAUUUUUCCAGACAAUUACAAGGAUACUAGUUUACCUGUUGGUGUUUUUGUUUGGACAAUAGAGAAUAUUGGAAUGCAUGAUCUUGAUGUCUCUAUUAUGCUGACAUUUCAAAAUGGUGAUGGGACAAAUGAAGAUUGCGUCGGGGGUCAUAACAAUGAAGAGUUCUUUUGUAAAGGUGUUUAUAGUGAGAUACGUUUGCAAAAGGAUGAAAGUAAUGCUUCUUUUAAAAUAAAAAAUCUAUUAAAUGGUUUCACAAGAUCAGACAAUGUUAAAGUACAGGCCAAUCAAUACCCAAAUUCCUUUGAUGAUAGUUUUGUAGUUCUUUCUGACAGUGAUGAUGAUGUCACUCAUUUUGAGCCAAAGAUUGAUGUUUGUCAUAUUUUUGAGAAUAAAACUUGUGCUUCACAAAAAUUAUGUCAUAAUAAUGACAGUAAAAAUUCAAGCGCUGUUGAUAUUGAUAUAAAUUUGGUAGAUUUACCUAAAGACGAUCAGAAAGUGUCUGAAAAAAAAAUCGAAAAUUGCUGUAACAAUUUAAUGACAAAUUCUGAUAAUAACUUUUUACUUCAUGAAAUGUGUGAAAUACAUAAUGUACGUGGUGUUUUAAUGAAACAUAAUGCUCUCAAAAAACGUUUUACUCUUGCAAUCGCAGCUUUGCAAGUUAUACAUAAUACAAUAGAUGUUGUUCAAGUGAGUACAAAGGUUGCUUUUGAUGCCCAAUCACCUGCUGCUGAACUGUGGGAAGAUCUUAAUGAUGAUGGUGUUUUAGAUAACAAAAGAGGUGAUAGCUGCUAUUCUUAUCCUGGGCAAUUAUUGGCAGCAGCUGUAGCUGCUAAAACAACUGUUCAUGCCGGAGCAAAGCAAGAUUUGAAAUUUGUUUUAUCAUGGGAUCAACCAUUUGUUACUUUUGGAUCAGAUAGUGGAUUAAGUUAUUGCAGACGAUAUACACGUUUUUUUGGUUCAAAUGGAAACGCUUCACCUUCCUUAUGUUGCUAUGCAUUACAAAAUAUAGAUUAUUGGGAAGAUAAUAUUGAACGCUGGCAAAAUCCAAUUCUUAAUGAUAGUGAACUUCCUGCAUGGUUUAAAUCUGCUUUGUUUAAUGAACUAUAUUUUAUCAGUGAUGGAGGAACUGUAUGGCUUGAUAUAAAACGAAAAAAAGACUCGCAUGGAAACUUUAUUUCAGAUUUAGUAAAACUUUAUGGCAGGUUUGCAUACCUAGAAGGUCAUGAGUAUCGAAUGUACAAUACAUAUGAUGUUCAUUUUUAUGCAUCAUGGGCACUUGCUUUGCUGUGGCCUAAUCUUCAGAUUAGCAUGCAGUAUGACAUAUGUAACAGUGUGCUUAACGUAGAUGAUGAAAAACGACCCAUAAUGAUGGAAGGUGGAAUUGCACCUAGAAAAGUGAUUGGGUGUGUUCCUCAUGAUCUUGGUGAUCCAGACGAUGAGCCAUUUGUACGUGUAAAUGCAUAUUGCAUUCAUGACACUUCGCAAUGGAAAGACUUAAACCUUCAUUUUGUGCUGCAGGUCUACCGAGAUUUUUAUAUUACAAAAAAUAAACAGUUUUUAAUGGACAUGUGGCCAGCAAUGAAGGCUGCCAUGGCUCAUUCGCUUGCCCAAGACAUUGAUGGUGAUGGUAUUAUUGAAAAUUCUGGAAUAGCAGAUAGUACAUUUGACACUUGGGUUGUUACUGGCCCGAGUGCAUACACUGGGGGAUUGUGGUUAAGCGCUUUGCGAUGUAUCAUUGAAAUUGCUCAUAUUUUGGGACUAUCACAAAGUAUUUCUAAAUAUAAAAGCAUCCUUGAACGAGGAAAAAAGUCUUACGAAAAAAAGUUAUGGAAUGGUACAUAUUACAAUUAUGAUGGAAGUGAAAAUGAUUACCAUAAUUGUAUCAUGGCAGGACAAUGUGCUGGACAAUGGUACUUACAUGCUUGUGAUCUUGGACAAACAGAGGAUGAUCUGGUAUUUCGUCCUGAGCAAGUUCAUAGUACACUGAAAGUCAUCUUUCAAAACAACGUAAUGCGUUUCGAGGAUGGUUUUAUGGGUGCUGUAAACGGAAUGCGCGCUGACGGAACGGUUGACAAAAACAGUCUCCAAGCAGAGGAAGUUUGGACGGGGGUAACAUAUGCUUUAGCUGCAACAAUGAUUCAGCACGGUAUGGUGCGAGAAGGUUUUCGUACCGCUGAAGGAAUAUACAGAACAGUAUAUGAAAAGUGGGGACUGGGUUUUCAAACCCCUGAAGCUAUUACUGCUAACAAAACAUUUCGAAGCCGUGGCUACAUGAGGCCACUAAGCAUCUGGAGUAUCUAUCAUGCAUAUAGCAAAAGAGUAAACUCUCAUAAGGGUGAAUCGUAAAAAAAAACUAUGAAAUUAGUGAACCAUUUAUUUUUUAUUUGCUAGAUUAUUAUAUAAAUUAGGCUAUUUAAUUUGUAAUUGGAUUUUAAUGUAU
This is a messenger RNA of Hydra vulgaris (swiftwater hydra), 3203 nucleotides long. Its product is annotated as non-lysosomal glucosylceramidase. Gene Ontology annotation, cellular component: membrane. Gene Ontology annotation, biological process: glucosylceramide catabolic process; carbohydrate metabolic process. Lineage: Eukaryota; Metazoa; Cnidaria; Hydrozoa; Anthoathecata; Hydridae. Gene Ontology annotation, molecular function: beta-glucosidase activity; glucosylceramidase activity. The record is from RefSeq and is a predicted model, not a curated record.